This is a messenger RNA of Lycium ferocissimum, 1997 nucleotides long. RefSeq names its product transcription factor MYB3R-5. Lineage: Eukaryota; Viridiplantae; Streptophyta; Magnoliopsida; Solanales; Solanaceae. Gene Ontology annotation, molecular function: RNA polymerase II cis-regulatory region sequence-specific DNA binding; DNA-binding transcription factor activity, RNA polymerase II-specific. The transcript is spliced from 8 exons. The record is from RefSeq and is a predicted model, not a curated record. Bases 18 to 1553 code for a protein of 511 amino acids. Gene Ontology annotation, cellular component: nucleus. Gene Ontology annotation, biological process: regulation of DNA-templated transcription.
GCUAUGGUAAGAGGAAAAUGGAUGAAUUGAAAGUGGAGGAAUGUUGUACUGAGAAUAAGCAAUCAGCUGUUGCUUCGAGCUCAUCGGUUUCUGAAAAUAGUGGUAGUGUUACUUUAAGGUCACCGGCAGUAUCUAGCCCAACUCCUACAUCACCAAUUCACAGGAGAACCACUGGUCCAAUUAGGCGAGCAAAGGGUGGUUGGACUCCUGAGGAGGAUGAUACUUUGAAAAGGGCUGUUUCAGUUUACAGAGGGAAAUGUUGGAAGAAAAUAGCUGAGUUUUUCCCGGAUAGAUCAGAAGUGCAAUGUCUGCAUCGCUGGCAGAAGGUUCUCAAUCCAGAACUUGUUAAAGGACCCUGGACUCAGGAGGAGGAUGAUAAGAUUAUUGAACUGGUCGCUAAGUAUGGGCCUAUAAAAUGGUCUGUCAUAGCUAAAGCGUUGCCUGGUCGAAUAGGGAAGCAAUGCCGUGAGAGAUGGCACAAUCAUUUGAAUCCCAAUAUCAGAAAAGAUGCUUGGACACUGGAGGAGGAACGAGCACUCGUAGAAGCGCAUCGGAUCCAUGGUAACAAGUGGGCUGAAAUUGCUAAAGUUUUGCCUGGAAGGACUGAUAAUGGAAUCAAGAAUCAUUGGAAUAGCUCUUUGAGGAAAAAGUUAGACUUUUAUUUAGCUACUGGAAACCUUCCACCUGCUACUAGGGACGGCCUUCAAAAUGGAACAACUAAAGCCGAAGAGUUACUAGUUUGCUCAAAUAAAACAUCAGAAGCUGCUGAAGUAGCAGAAAUCAGUGCUUCAAAUGGAGGUCCUCAAACUGAGUCCACUGAUUCUGAAGUCGUCAGGUUGGAAGCUCAAUCACCAGAAGUAAAUGCAAUUCAACACAUCAAACCAAGUACAGAAUCAGAAAACAGGCAGAGAGUAGAUAGUGAAGUAGAUCGAUUAAAAGUUUUUGAAGCGCUGUUUCCUUGUGAAAUCCCUACAUGUGGUACGUUAUACUAUGAACCACCAAGUUCAGAAAGUCGUACUCCACUGGAUUCAGAUCUUCUAAAUAUCCGCUGGGCGGCACAAUGUGAAUCCGAUGCAAGUCCAAGCCCAUCCGCAAACGGUUUCUUCACUCCACCUAGUACAAAGGGUAGUAGCCGAUGUGCACAAACUCCUGAAUCUGUACUGAGAAUUGCUGCUAGAAGCUUCCCAAAUACGCCUUCCAUAUUAAGGAAGAGGAAACUUUUGACGCCAACUAAUAAUAAAAUGGGGAAGGCAGAUGGAGAUUUCUGCAAGGACAAACCUACUGAUGCGUGUGACGAGAUCCAAGUCGACAGCUCAGAGAAAUCUAGCAUGCAUAAUGGAGUUCUUUCUAGAAAUUCUUCCAAUGAUAUUGGUCUGUGCAACGGUCAAGCAUUUAAUGCCUCUCCUCCCUAUCGAAUAAGGUCUAAACGAACAUCUAUCUUCAAGUCUGUGGAGAAGCAGCUUCAGUUUGCAUUCAACAACGAGAAGCAUGGGACAACUGCUAAUGAUAUAUCACAGGCAGCCAAGAAGGAUACAGAUAAGGAGGUGGAAUAAACGCUGACGACUCGCGAUUUCUAACAUUGGCUGCUAAUUCGCAUGGAAUGGAGGUUCAGAGGCAAUCAGUAAACAUCAGAAGAAAUUUUAGACACGUCUUGAAACGUCAAAGGACUCGAUCUUCCAGAUACAGUUUUGUUAAUUGUUAGGUGCACAAAGAUCUCUUAGCUUGCAUCGGUUAUGUGCAGGUUAUUGGCUAUUGGUUAUUCAUAGAUGUUACAGGAGAUUUCUAUUGUACGUUGAAAAAUUGUUAUAGCUGCAAUUGGUUUGUACAGAAGUGCUUGAAAUAGGUAUGUGGAAUAGUUUUACAUUGAAAAUAGUUGCUUAAUAAGAGCAGUUGUUUAGUUACUUGGUAUAUCAUAGUUCAUACCAUUUAGAAAAUAAGAGGGUUUCAGGUAAGCUUAUAAGUUUGUCAUACUAGCUUAUAAACAUUUUUUAAAACUU